AUGGGCGUCAACAAGAUUGUCGCGGGCGCAGAACACAACAUACUCCACAUCACUCGUUCCCAUGGCGCAACUUGCGUAAGAGUCUUUGAUUCGAUUUUCCCGGAGAAGCUGGACUCUAACUACUUGGGCGUGCUAGUAGAUAUGGCUGAUGGCAGUACGCUGCUGGAUUUGGUAGCAAUCAAGCAGGAUUUGGAAGAACUGCUUGACUGCGAGGUUCAUGUCGUAACCGAGUCAAUGCUCAGUGGCUUUCGCAGCCGCGUCUUAAAGGAAGCCGUCGCUGUGGAAGUAUGAGUGAAAGAGAUGAAGAGUUCCUCAGGCAUAUCCUUGAAGCGAUUGCCAAAAUUGAGCUGUAUAUUUCAGUGGGACGAGUGGGCUUUAUGUCCGAAAUCCACUGGCAAGACGCCGUGAUAAGACAGCUUGAAGUCAUCGGAGAGGCUACUAAGAAUCUCUCACAUGAAUUGCGCUCCGCAAAUCCGCAAGUUCCUUGGCGGCGCAUGGCAGGAAUGCGCGAUGUGCUGAUUCACGAUUUCAUGGAAGUCGAUGUGGAAAUCGUAUGGGCUGUGGCCGUAAGCCGUAUUCCUGAGCUAGAGAGGAGCAUCCGCAGCAUGCUCGACGAUUAUCAAUAAGCGUACACAUAGAAGGUAUGCCCGACGGGGCAGGUGAUUCGCUCCUCGAUGUCAUGCUCCCAGGCGUCUGGGUCAACCUCCAGAUAGGGCAUCUCCGUCACUACGAACGCGGCUUCAUCGUAGGGCAGCGUUAUCGCCGUAGGCUCGCCGCCUAUCGGGCAGGAUAUUAUCUGGAAGCCCAUAUCCAACAUCAUAUUGCAUUGCCUCUCGUAACCGGGGACAGCGAUGCGCCCCCUGAUUCAUACUUAGCCCUUGUCGGUUCUGGUCAUCGCAUCUGCGGAAACAGCACCACCUCUCGGAUCGUCUUGUGGCCGGAUAAUAGCAUGGUAAGGCGGUCUAUGCCGAUGCCGAGUCCGCCCGUGGGGGGCAU
Molecule: messenger RNA, 996 nt
Organism: Geodia barretti
Lineage: Eukaryota; Metazoa; Porifera; Demospongiae; Tetractinellida; Geodiidae
Source: the annotation of a GenBank genome assembly